Molecule: messenger RNA, 4631 nt
Organism: Varanus komodoensis (Komodo dragon)
Lineage: Eukaryota; Metazoa; Chordata; Lepidosauria; Squamata; Varanidae
Gene: RUNX1T1
Product: RUNX1 partner transcriptional co-repressor 1
Exons: 14
Coding region: 1334-3142 (602 amino acids)
Biological process (GO): DNA-templated transcription; negative regulation of DNA-templated transcription
Cellular component (GO): nucleus
Molecular function (GO): transcription corepressor activity
Source: RefSeq, a predicted model, not a curated record
ACCCCUUGAAUAUGCUUUAGUCUGUCUUGCUAAGGCAUCUGCCCUGAAUCUCAGAACUUGACAUCAUGGAUCCUUCUGCCCACAUCAUGCCCUUCCUUGAAAGUAGUAUUUGUCUAGAAAAGGUGGGAGGAAGGCAACAGCUCUACCUGAAGUUUGGUCAGUGGCCAACAAGCUCAAGGCAUACUUUUCUGCCAACUUCUAUUUCUUCCUUUUCUGAAGCGGAAUUCAGCUGACAGACACUGAAUGCAAAGCCUUCUUUGCAGAGGUUCUGUGGCGCUUUUUCUCUGAAGAAAAUUGGUGUCUGUGUGGUAUUUUUGAUGGAGAGGGAAGGGCUUUUAACAUAUGCCUGACGUUUUCAUCAUUCAGCUUUUUGGGACACAGCCCAUUGAUGAUAUAGUGUUUAGGUAAAUGAGCAGGGUGUGGCAAUAUAGAGCGCUUUUCUUUUUUUUUUUUUGAGGAUAAAUAUUUCCAUUACCACUAUUCCCUUUGUUCUAUGAGAACUUAAGUUGGCUCUUAACAGCAGAGAUAAAAUAGAGACUUGGUGUGCACUGAAGUUUACUUUCCUUUGGAUUGGAUUGGCUAGAUCUGGAUGCAUUUUUAUAGCUGCUCUUUUCAAUGAGACUUGAAUUGGGAAGCAGAGAAUUUUAGGUAAAAAUGGGUAUCAGUAUUAAAGAGUAAAUAAUCCAUCUCUUAUAAAAGAAGUGUGAUUUCUUUUUUUAAGGAAAAAUUACACAUUUCUUUUAACAUGCUCCACAGUACUUCACAUUUCAGGAGAUAAAGGGUACAAAACAUAGCAAAAGGACUUUUUUACGUGAACUAAUGCAUUGUGUGUAUUAAACAUUGCAUUUGGACAUGACAUUGAUUAUAGCUUAAUCCAUAUGUGCUUUUGUUUAAGUUUAUGAUAGAAUAAUAAGAAAGAUUAAUAUGGAAAGCAUUUGGAAAUUAAAUGGUUAAUGGAUUAGAAAUUAUUUUUUUUAAAUGAAAAGGAAUAUUGCAAAAAAGAAUUAUUUUGAUUUACAGGGUAUUAUUACACAUUGCUUUCUAUCUUCAUUUUUUUUCCUAGCACUGAUAAGAAAGUUCUCAAAUGAUGUUUGAAGAGCAGUGGACGUUUUAUUAAAGAUUGUAUCUGUGACUUAAUAACUGGAAGGAGUUGAAGAAUCCCGCAUUCAGAUCUGUCAGAGUUAACAUCUGAGAAUUCCAGAGUACCAAAGGGCUGACAUCAUGAAUUAUCAUGAUGUAAAUAUACCCAGAAAAGAUUGAUCUCUGGGCUGGUGAACGUAAAAUCUGUCCCAGUCAGAAAAGGAGAGGAAAUUAGCAGGACGAUUGGUGGAGAAUGAUAUCUGUCAAAAGAAACACUUGGAGAGCACUGAGUUUAGUAAUAGGUGACUGCCGGAAAAAAGGGAACUUUGAAUUUUGCCAAGAUCGCAUUGAGAAACAUUCCACAAUGCCAGACUCACCUGUGGAUGUGAAGACGCAAUCCAGGCUGACGCCCCCAACAAUGCCACCUCCUCCCACUACCCAAGGAGCCCCAAGAACCAGUUCAUUCACACCCACAACGUUAACCAAUGGCACAAGCCAUUCACCAACAGCAUUGAAUGGGGCUCCUUCUCCACCUAAUGGCUUUAGUAAUGGUCCAUCAUCUUCCUCCUCCUCAUCUUUGGCUAAUCAGCAAUUACCACCCGCUUGUGGAGCUAGGCAGCUUAGCAAACUGAAGAGAUUUCUUACAACCUUACAGCAGUUUGGCAAUGAUAUUUCACCAGAGAUUGGGGAGAGAGUGCGUACCCUCGUGCUAGGACUUGUGAACUCUACUUUGACAAUUGAAGAAUUUCAUUCCAAACUGCAAGAAGCUACUAACUUCCCACUGCGACCUUUUGUCAUCCCAUUUUUGAAGGCCAAUCUGCCCCUGCUACAGCGGGAGCUCCUGCACUGUGCAAGGCUGGCCAAGCAGAACCCCGCCCAGUACCUCGCUCAGCAUGAGCAGCUGCUUCUGGAUGCCAGCACCACCUCACCUGUUGACUCCUCAGAGCUGCUUCUCGAUGUGAACGAAAACGGGAAGAGGCGAACUCCAGACAGAACCAAAGAAAAUGGCUUUGACAGAGAGCCUUUGCACUCAGAGCAUCCAAGCAAGCGGCCGUGCACUAUUAGCCCAGGCCAGCGGUACAGUCCAAAUAAUGGCUUGUCUUACCAGCCCAAUGGUCUGCCUCACCCCACUCCGCCUCCACCUCAACAUUACCGUUUGGAUGAUAUGGCCAUUGCCCACCACUACAGGGACUCAUAUAGACACCCCAACCACAGGGACCUCAGGGACAGAAACAGACCUAUGGGGUUGCAUGGCACACGUCAAGAAGAAAUGAUUGAUCAUAGGCUAACAGACAGAGAAUGGGCAGAAGAAUGGAAACACCUUGACCAUCUCUUAAACUGCAUCAUGGACAUGGUGGAAAAAACAAGGCGAUCUCUCACUGUGCUACGGCGAUGUCAAGAAGCUGACCGGGAGGAACUUAAUUACUGGAUACGGCGGUACAGUGAUGCGGAGGAUUUAAAAAAAGGCAGUGGUAGCAAUCAUUCCAGGCAGCAGAGUCCAGUGAAUCCAGAUCCCAUUCCUUUAGACUCACAUCGGGAAUUCCUUCACAGGCCUGCUUCUGGAUAUGUGCCAGAAGAGAUCUGGAAGAAAGCUGAGGAAGCAGUCAAUGAAGUAAAACGUCAAGCAAUGACUGAGUUGCAAAAGGCAGUGUCAGAGGCAGAGCGGAAAGCCCAUGAUAUGAUUACUACAGAGAGAGCUAAAAUGGAGCGCACAGUGGCAGAGGCCAAACGACAGGCUGCAGAGGAUGCACUAGCUGUGAUCAAUCAGCAGGAGGAUUCUAGUGAGAGUUGCUGGAACUGUGGCCGGAAAGCUAGUGAAACCUGCAGCGGUUGCAAUACGGCGCGAUACUGUGGCUCAUUUUGCCAACAUAAGGACUGGGAGAAACAUCACCACAUCUGUGGACAGACGCUUCAGGCCCAGCAGCAAGGAGAGACACCAGCAGUCAGUUCCUCUGCAACACCCAACAGUGGAGCCGGGAGCCCCAUUGACACACCACCAGCAGCCACUCCUAGGUCAAACACCCCUGGAACUCCAUCCACCAUAGAAGCCACUCCUCGCUAGGAAUGAACACAGAACUACUUAAAACAAAAGCAAACAAAAUACAAAACAAAAUUCCUCAUCCUCAGAUGCUCAAAUUUUUUUACUGAACUGUCAUAUUUCAAUACUACAAAAGAACUUAUACUGUAUCUUGAGGUAGACGUAAAAUACAGAAGGCCAGUAACGGGUCAUAAUGACUUCUUCUGGAUAACAAAGAUACCUUUUCUUUAGAAAACUGAGAAGAGCAGAUAAUUUAACACAUGGACACACACACACAAAAUGAUAGAUUUGACCUCCUCCCUGUUAUUUUCCAGUAGCUGGGAUUUUAAACUAGAUGACCUCAUUAACAGAUGCUUUACCAAACAGCAAACCAAGAGAUUGCUAAUUGCUGUUGAAAGCAAAAAUGCUAAUAAUAUAAAGUCACAAUGUUCUUUAUAACAAUAAUGGAUAUUUUUUUUUAAGCGAGAGAGAGAGAGAGAGAGAAAGAAAGAAAAACCCUCAAGGGCACAAGCAUUGGAUAAAGCAGCAGACAUUUUAAUAAGAAGUUGAAUAGCGUCCAUGGGUUACUGACUGAACUCUGAAGACCCGCAUCAAAAACACGCAGAUGUGCAGCAGAUUGGAAGGAGACACAGAUGUUCAUUUUUUCUUGUUUCUGAAUGAAAUUAUAAUAUCCAGGUCAGCAGAAUGAAAAAUGGAAGAUGAUUUGCAGUGGGAUAUAGGACUUUAACAGCAGCAAAGGGGAAAAAAUUGCCAUCGUACAAACGGCUCCAUUUCCAUUCUUUUUGUUUGUUUGUUUGUUUUUGGGGUGUUCUUUGUGAGUUUUUUCUCUUUUUAGUACAGAAUUAAGGGCACGGCCUGCAGUUAAUUAGUAUUUUGGCAGCUACAAUGUCCACCAGCUGUCUCUACCCCUUCCCCUGUUUCCUCUCCCCAAGAAAGCUUCAAAUUUUUUUACAAGGUUCCACAAGUAAGACAAUCGGGUCUAUUCCAUUCAUUUUUGUAUCAACGGCAAUGAUAAAUGGUGACUCCAGCUCCAGAAUCCUUCCAAAUUCUUUCCAUCCCAUCCUGUCUGGGUUUAUAAUGAAAAAUAUAUUUAAAAUGGGGAAAAAUCUAGUAGUUCUCUUGAUGUUAAAACACUUCUGUCCUGUGAGAUUUCCCAAUGGUGUUUUUUCUUGUAAAUGUGUUGGGACAAAUGUGGAAAUGCAUUGUAGUUAACCAUGCUCACAUUUAGUCUUCUUUAUUACUAGUAGGUGAGAAACCUGUAACUUUCUAUGCUGCUUUUAUAUCUGUCUGUAGUAGUGAUGAUUCUAGUAGUUCAAAAGAGAAAAGAAAAUCCCCCACCCUCUUUUUUCGUUUGUCCUGAAGAAAAGAAAAGAAAAAAAAAAAGCUAUCUUUCGGAGCUGCUAUUUCACUCUGUUAUAGGGAAAAAAAUUCUGAAAAUUAGCAUGCUUCCCGGAAUGCUAACAUAUUGGUGUUUUUGUAAGAGGGAUGUACAUAAAUGUAUUUUGCACUGUCA